CUCCCCCCAAUCCCCCUAAGCUCUCUCUCUCUCUCUCUCAGGCCCCCUCUCUCCCUCUCUCUCUCUCUCCUCUUACUUCUCUUUCCCUAGGAAUGGACAAGCAAGAAACGGAAGCCUCAUCUAGCCAGCACCGAGAAGAAGAUCAACAGCAAGAAGCAGCAGAAGCCCUGGAAAUAAACACAACCCAUCAUCUAACAGUCCCACACGGGCUAACCCAAGACGAGUUCGACUCACUCAAGCACGUGGUGACCGAGUUCCACAGCUACCGAGUCAACUCAGGUCACUGCUCAUCCCUACUCGCCCAGCGCAUCCAAGCGCCGCUCCGCUACGUCUGGCCCAUGGUGCGCCGCUUCGACAAACCUCAGACCUAUAAACACUUCAUCAAGAGCUGCAGCGUCAGAGAAGAUUUCAGAAUGACGGUCGGCGACACGAGGGACGUCAACGUCAUCUCCGGAUUACCGGCUGCAACCAGUACGGAGAGGCUGGAUAUGCUGGACGACGACCGACACGUCACGGGGUUCAGUAUUAUUGGCGGCGAACAUCGGUUGAGGAACUACAAGUCGGUGACGACUGUCCAUGAGUUUGACCGUGACGGGAGGAUCUGGACCGUCGUUUUGGAAUCGUAUAUCGUUGACGUGCCGGAGGGGAACACGGAGGAGGACACGCGUCUGUUUGCUGAUACGGUUGUGAGGCUGAAUCUUCAGAAGUUGGCGUCGGCGACUGAAGCUAUGUCACGUGAUCAUCAUCAAACCGGUGGUGGUGGAAGUGAGUUGAGGUCAUGAGGUGACUGUUUUUGGCCCAUGUGAAUAUUUCUCAAGAAUGCCAAGAAAAAGUCCAAGAAGAAAUGGAAAAAUGAAAAUGGGUUGGUUUUUUUUUUUCUCCUUUUUUUUCUUCUGUAUUUCUCAUGUGGGAUCUUGAGUUUAUUUCUUUUUUAUUAGGAAAAAGAAAUUUGGAGUUUAUGUUUUUGGCUCAAAAAUUUAGGUGGGGAUCACAAAAUUGUAAAACACCUUUUGGUUCAAUCAAGAAUGGAAUGAUCAAUGAACUAUGGAACGUGAUGGCAUUUUAAGAUUU
Molecule: messenger RNA, 1071 nt
Organism: Coffea arabica (coffee)
Lineage: Eukaryota; Viridiplantae; Streptophyta; Magnoliopsida; Gentianales; Rubiaceae
Product: abscisic acid receptor PYR1-like
Biological process (GO): abscisic acid-activated signaling pathway
Cellular component (GO): nucleus; cytoplasm
Molecular function (GO): abscisic acid binding; signaling receptor activity; protein phosphatase inhibitor activity
Source: RefSeq, a predicted model, not a curated record